GGUAUUCAAAGUGUUAAAAAGUUUUUAGAUAUGAACCGUCUAGUGCGAAAUGGGCCUCCAGCCCAUGUAGAAGAACGAGUCCUCUACGCCCGGAGCAAGUUGCUGGCGGGUGUGAAACCGGCGGUCGUCGGAGGAACGCCGAUCACUGAAGAGGAGGCGAUCGAACUUCGCCUCAUCUCCUUCGGCACUGCAGCCUGCCCUCCCCGAGGGGAAUGGAUGAGGACACCUCUAACCAUGAGGUCUCCAGAACAGCCGCUGGCUUACGGUCUAGCCGCGCCACGUAAUGGAGCAAGAUCACUUCUAUCGGCUCUGCAAGCACACAUCAUCAAGUGGCUGCUGUUCGAUUCGCGGCCCCAGACGAAGGGCGCUAAGAACUCCUUGCCGCCGGAGACUUACCUCCGCCCCUCCGAGGAGCGUCAAGAGGAAUCCGUGUGGAGGGCCUGUAGCGAGGUCAUCUGGCGUUGCGCAGGUGGCUUCAACCCUCAAGCGGGCACCGAACCCAAGGCCAUCGUCACUCUGCCCAGCGAGACCAUUUACGUGCAGCACAGCUCGCAGUAUUACCAGGAUGGGAUCACUGAGAAGAAGAGCGUCGAGAUAUAUCCUUGUGCGUCGACUCUUGAGCCGGUUCGGGCGUCGACCCUCGGCGCGGUACUAGCCCACCGGGUGAGUCGACGUUGGGAGCGUCAAGAGGGAGUCGUCGUGUGGAGGGCUUGCAGCGAGGUCAUCUGGCGCUGUGCAGGCGGCUUCAACCCUCAAGCGGGCACCGAACCGAAGGCCAUCGUCACGCUGCCCAGCGAGACCGUUUAUGUGCAGCACAGCUCGCAGUAUUACCAGGAUGGGAUCACUGAGAAGGUAGCUAAUCCUGUCUUAUUCCACUCUGGAUUUAAACUUCAUACUCCGCCCUUUAGAGGAGCGUCAAGAUCUAUCUUUGUGCGUCGACUCUCGAGCCGGUUCGGGCGUCGAGUUGGUGCUCAUGGCCCGUGCUUCUCGGCUGGCUACUGCCAGUCGGUGGUUGAGACGUUGCUUUGGCGACGGACUGACCUGAGGCUUCUACCUGGCACCACUGUCCCGCCCUCGGCGCGCGAGGUCAUCUGGCGCUGUGCAGGCGGAUUCAACCCCCAAGCGGGCACCGAACCGAAGGCCAUCGUCACCCUGCCCAGCGAGACCAUUUAUGUGCAGCACAGCUCGCAGUAUUACCAGGAUGGGAUCACUGAGAAGCUGCACUUGUUCGAGCUGAAGAACUUGGAGGACCUUCAAAUAUUUAUCAAGCGGUACCUGUAUCUGUUCCAAACCGAAGAAGGAUCAGGAGCGCUGCUUCUUCUUUACUCCGUUAUUCUUUCUAGAGGCAUUGAGAACAUCAAGAAAGACCUGGACGGCAAGCUGAGCCACCUGGUGUCUGCCCAAGUAGAGGGGUCUCUGAACGUCGUCACUCUGCUGCUAACCGGCAGAGCGACCCCCUACUUGCACAAUGGAGUUUUGUACGUGGGCGAUGAGGAUCAUUACGCUCUCCCACAAUUCGGCGUACUCUCCAGAAGUCCUGUGGGAUUGUUGGUGUGGUAUGGAGGCGACGAGUCUGGGAAGGUCAAUUUGAACAAACAGUAUCCAGGUUCGAGGUUGAAGACUCCGGCUCUGCCUAUCUGGGUGACAAGCUGCUCCGGCCAUUUUGGUGUUCUAUUCAACACUAAUCGAGAACUACUGAGAAACUAUCAUGCUGAGAGGAGAUUUGAUAUCCAGUACUACACCUGCGGAGGCUGUAAUGUCCUCCUAAAUGUAGAUACCCGUGCCCAUGAUGACGUGGGAACCCUGAGGAAUGACGACAUCAGUGCCACUCCAUUGGAAAAGCUCAUCCAUACCAAGUGGCAAGACGCGAAAAUUACAUGGACGGGAGCUGCGCCGUAUGUGGGAGAACAACCGCUUCAAUAAAUAGCUCUACUUAUUUUGCAAACUGAAAAAUGAUCAACUAGUUCAAUGUAUUCCUCAGUGUCUAUGAUAGUAACGCUUUACAACAUAAUAAAUUCUUAAUCUAUG
This is a messenger RNA of Ostrinia nubilalis (European corn borer), 2028 nucleotides long. Its product is annotated as inactive ubiquitin carboxyl-terminal hydrolase MINDY-4B. Lineage: Eukaryota; Metazoa; Arthropoda; Insecta; Lepidoptera; Crambidae. Gene Ontology annotation, molecular function: K48-linked deubiquitinase activity; cysteine-type deubiquitinase activity. Bases 31 to 1923 code for a protein of 630 amino acids. The transcript has 14 exons. The record is from RefSeq and is a predicted model, not a curated record. Gene Ontology annotation, biological process: protein K48-linked deubiquitination.